This is a messenger RNA of Lontra canadensis (Northern American river otter), 2391 nucleotides long. RefSeq names its product nuclear cap binding subunit 3 (gene NCBP3). Gene Ontology annotation, cellular component: nucleus; cytosol. Bases 30 to 1874 code for a protein of 614 amino acids. The transcript is spliced from 13 exons. The record is from RefSeq and is a predicted model, not a curated record. Gene Ontology annotation, molecular function: RNA 7-methylguanosine cap binding; mRNA binding. Lineage: Eukaryota; Metazoa; Chordata; Mammalia; Carnivora; Mustelidae.
GUUCUCAGUGGUGCGGCCGGCGGGAGGCUAUGGCGGCCGUACGGGGCCUGCGAGUGUCGGUGAAGGCAGAGGCCCCGGCGGGGCCGGCUCUAGGGCUCCCGUCGCCUGAAGCGGACUCUGGUUUGGAGCGUGGCGAGCCGGAGCCCAUGGAAGUGGAGGAGGGCGAGCUGGAGAUUGUGCCGGUGCGGCGCUCGCUGAAAGAACUGAUCCCGGACACAAGCAGAAGGUAUGAAAACAAGGCUGGCAGCUUCAUCACCGGAAUUGAUGUCACCUCCAAGGAAGCAAUUGAAAAGAAAGAACAGCGAGCCAAGCGCUUCCAUUUUCGAUCAGAAGUAAAUCUUGCCCAAAGAAAUGUAGCCUUGGACCGAGACAUGAUGAAGAAAGCAAUCCCCAAAGUGAGACUGGAGACAAUCUACAUUUGUGGAGUAGAUGAGAUGAGUACCCAGGAUAUCUUUUCCUAUUUUAAAGAAUAUCCUCCUGCUCACAUUGAAUGGUUGGAUGAUACCUCCUGCAAUGUGGUUUGGCUGGAUGAAAUGACAGCCACACGAGCCCUUAUCAAUAUGAGCUCUCUGCCAGCCCUGGAUAAGAUAAGAACCAGGGAUGCCAAUGAGGACAGGUCAUCUGAGAAAAGUAAAAAAGACAAGCAGGAGGACAGUUCAGAUGAUGAUGAGGCUGAAGAAGGAGAAGUUGAAGAUGAGAACUCAAGUGAUAUAGAGUUGGACACAUUGUCUCAAGUAGAAGAAGAGUCUCUGCUAAGAAAUGAUCUUCGUCCAGCCAACAAACUUGCUAAAGGAAAUAGGUUAUUCAUGAGAUUUGCUACAAAAGAUGACAAAAAGGAACUUGGAGCAGCCAGAAGAAGUCAGUAUUAUAUGAAAUAUGGGAAUCCAAAUUACGGAGGCAUGAAAGGAAUUCUUAGUAAUUCUUGGAAGCGAAGAUAUCAUUCCCGUCGCAUUCAGCGGGAUGUGAUCAAGAAGAGAGCCCUGAUUGGGGAUGACGUUGGCUUGACAUCCUAUAAACACCGACAUUCCGGACUAGUAAAUGUUCCAGAGGAACCCAUUGAAGAGGAAGAAGAGGAGGAAGAAGAGGAGGACCAGGACAUGGAUGCAGAUGACAGGGUGGUGGUGGAGUACCAUGAGGAGCUCCCAGCUCUCAAGCAGACCCGGGAACGGAGCACAUCUAGGCAGUCCAGUGCCAGCAGUUCAGACUCCGAUGAAAUGGACUAUGAUCUAGAACUGAAAAUGAUUUCCACUCCUUCACCAAAGAAAAGCAUGAAAAUGACCAUGUAUGCUGACGAAGUGGAAUCUCAGUUGAAAAAUAUUAGGAACUCCAUGAGGGCAGAUACUAUAUCCACAAGCAAUAUCAAAAACCGAAUUGGUAACAAAUUACCAACUGAGAAGUUUGUAGAUGUCCGACAUCUGUUAGAUGAAAAACGUCAGCACACACGUCCACGGCCACCAGGCAGCAGUACUAAGUCAGAUAUACGCCAGCGGUUAGGAAAAAGACCGUAUUCUCCAGAAAAGGCUUUUAGUAGUAAUCCAGUCUUUCGGAGAGAGCCUUUUUCUGAUGUACAUAGUAGGCUGGGUGUUCCCAGACAAGAUGUUAAAGGCCUCUACUCUGAUACACGGGAGAAGAAAUCAGGUAGUUUAUGGACGCGCUUAGGAUCUGCACCCAAGACCAAAGAAAAGAACACAAAGAAGGUGGAUCACAGGGCACCAGGCACUGAGGAAGAUGACUCUGAGCUGCAAAGGGCAUGGGGGGCUCUGAUAAAGGAGAAAGAACAGUCUCGCCAAAAGAAGAGCCGGUUAGAUAACUUACCAUCUCUCCAGAUUGAAGUUAGUCGGGAAAGCAGCUCUGGUUCAGAGGCAGAGUCCUGAUGCCCUUGGGGCUAAUGGCAGCUGCCCUAAAAUCUGACAUUCUCAUGCAGGGUUGGGUGCACAGUAGGAACCUUUCCCCUCCCACCCCCCACAGGAGUUGGCGCCCCUCCUGCUCCUACACAGUCACCCUCAGCUCUUGCUGCUUCAGCAAGACAUGUUAAGAAUGUGACAUGUUUUGAAGGGCAUCUAUCUAUCUUUUGCUGCAGAGUAAGAGUUCUGGGCCCUCAGUUCUUUCCCCACUACCCCACAAGCUUUACCCUUUGAGGAGAAGGCAGCCCUCCAGAUUUUGUAGACGUUUUUCUUAAUAUUUUUAACAUUGUGUCUUUUAAAGAAAUGUUUUACACAGUUCAUCCAAAGAGCAGAGAACUGAACUUCUCACUAUUGCCUUGGCCCUGACAGCUGUUACCAGCACCCUUUUCCCAAGAAAAGUCAAUUCCCAGGUGCUUAUUGGACAGCCUUCGAGGGGGAAGAUGAGGGAAGCUGCCAGCUCACCCUUCCGGGACCCUAGUGUGGGGGC